AACCAAAACAAUGACUCCGAUCUCAACGAUGGUGGAUGAUGGUGACCUGAGAUCAAAAUUCUAUGGUUUUGUUAAGGUUGAGAUUGAGUACACACGGGCGAUUUUUUUGGCGAUUAGGUUUUUCUUCGUUUGCCUCACGCAAGGAGUGCUCAGGCGGCCAGCCGCCGGGUUCCCUAAGAUGGUGGAGGGUGUCGGAGAGGUCUCCAUGCCGGUUUCAAGUCAGUCACAGGAGGUUUCAAGUCAGCCUAAAGAGGUAUCCAGUCCUAAGUCGUACGCAAAUGCCGUUGGUAGCAGGCCAAGCCUUGCUAAGUUUGAUGUAAAAGUUUCAAUGGUGGAUGGUAAGGCCAUGGUGGCUGUACCGGAUGAAGUUCUGAAUGAUACAGUCCCCCUGUGGGAAGAUUUUCUAAUCGGCCGGUUCCCGUCUACUGCCCCUCAUGUAGCCAAGAUCCAUGUCAUAGUGAAUAAGAUCUGGAACUUGGGCGACAAGAGUAUUCGGAUUGAUGUAUUUGAGGUCAAUUCCACCACUGUCAAGUUCCGGAUACGUAACGUCUCUGCAAGGAUGCGUGCGCUAAGGAGAGGCAUGUGGAAUAUUUGUGAGCAGCCAAUGAUGAUGUCAAAAUGGACUCCCAUAGUGGAGGAUGCUCAGCCAGAGAUUAAAACCAUGCCGCUGUGGGUAAAAAUUAAAAAUGUUCCGCACUCUAUGUUUACGUGGCCGGGUCUCAGUUUCUUAGCAAGCCCUGUGGGUGAACCGAAGAGGCUGCAUCCGGACACGGAGCUCGUUUCAAGCUUCGAGGAAGCAAACGUCUUCGUGGAAGCUGACUUAUCAAAAGAGCUUCCAAAGACUUAUUUUUUUCAAAUACGAGGAGAAGAAGUACGUAUUGAAUUUGAAUACCCAUGGCUACCACAAAAAUGUGGUAUUUGCAAAAAGUGGGGACACUCGGAUGAUGGUUGUUUAGCAAAUAUUGGUCGAGCUGGUUCUCCGAGAGUAUCUCGCUCCCCAGUGGCUAGACCAGAUUCGCAAAUAAUUGUUGCACCAGUCUCAAACAGUAUUACAGAAAAAGAAACUUCAAACGAUGUACUUGAAUUGAGGUUAAGCCCAAAGAGUGUGAAUCUACAAGCAGGUAGAGAAGAGAAUGUCACUGCGAAGGUUUUGUCGGUUGUGGAAACAGAACUCCCUGUUUCUCCGGUCGUGAAGCAGUCCGAAACAGGACAGGAUGGUGAAUGGAAGAAUGUCCCCAAUUCGGGGGGGAAACACUCUAAAGGGUCAGGAAAAAACUUGGUUUAUGGUCAGGUUCGUAUAAUAUCUCCUUCACGGUUUGAUGUUUUGCAAGAUACUCAAGAAGAGGGUGAAAUCAUUCCGGAAACAGAAACAGUUGAAAAGGCUGAAUCCACUCCGGCUAUUGAAAUAAAAGACGCAGCGUUGGAAACACAUCCAAAGUCUCAAUUGAAUAAGGAUUCGGUUGCUUUGAGGUUUGGUUGUUUACUUGAAACGAAAGUCAAAGAAAACAGAGUUACUGGUGUGAAGGAGAGAACUGUUGGUGAUUGGAGUCUAGAGGCUAAUUAUGAUUUCAGUAGAUUGGGAAGGAUUUGGGUGACUUGGAGCAAACAAACUAAAUUGCAGGUGGUAUUUAAAAGUGGGCAGAUGAUCACUUGUAAUAUUAAGUUACAUGGAGUAGAUGAGGAGUUCUGGUGCUCUUUUAUUUAUGCUCUUAAUACUCCAGAGGAAAGAAAGGAAUUGUGGCGUGAUAUCCAACAGCAACAUGACCUUGCUGUAAUUCGUGGGAAGCCUUGGUCUAUUUUUGGUGAUUUUAAUGAGACACUAGACAUUGAGGAACAUUCUAAUUCUGCUACUAAUCCAAUGGUCUCUUCGGGGAUGAGGGACUUUCAGGACGUAGUAAGAUAUUGUUCUCUUUCAAACUUGAGAACUCACGGUCCCCUUUUUACUUGGUGCAACCGACAAGAGCAUGGUCUAAUAUGUAAGAAGCUGGACAGAGUUUUACAUAAUGCUGAAUGGCUUAGAGAGUAUCCGAACUCUUAUUGUGUCAUGGAAUCCGGGGGCUGCUCGGACCAUCUCCGUGGUAAGAUCUUCUUGGAUUCAGAAAUUCAGAAACCAAAAGGGCCUUUUAAGUUUUCAAAUGUUAUUGCUUCUCAGCCGGAGUUUCUUAUUCAAUUGGAGGAAUAUUGGAGAGGGUAUCCGACUCUGUUUCACUCUACAUCAGCGUUGUUUCGACUCUCAAAACAGCUAAAGCAACUCAAACCAUCACUGCGAGUUCUUAGUCGUAACACAUUGUCAGAUAUAUCAAAUAAAUCUGCAGAAGCUCUUCAGGAAUUAGAGGCAAGACAGUUGAGUACUCUCUCUAAUCCGACGCAGGUAGAAGUGGCCAUGGAGUCCUUAGCUGUUGAAAGAUGGGAGAGGUUAUCGGGUUUAGAGGAGGGUUUUCUGAAACAAAAAUCAAAGUUGCACUGGUUAGAUGUGGGGGACAAGAACAAUAAGGCAUUUUAUAAUGCUAUAAAGGAAAGAAAUGCUCAAAACUCUAUUCAUGAGAUUUUAGACCCUAAUGGCAUUUGUCUUAAGAGUAUGGAGGAAAUAAAAGCGGAAGGGGUCCGGUUUUUCUCAGAACUAUUGACACAUAAACCGUCGGACUAUGUAGGUAUUGAGGUUGAUGAUCUUCGGGAGCUGCUUCCCUAUCGCUGCCCUCCGGCAAAGCGGGAUCAUCUUCUUGCGGAUGUUACGGAGGAUGAGUGCAAUGGCAAGUUACCUCCAGGAUCAAUGGGGUUUCCGAUAAUUGGAGAGACAAUCGACUUCUUUAAACCUCAUGGACUCCUCGAGAUCUUACCCUUUGUCAAAAAUAGGAUGUUAAGGUACGGGCCACUGUUUCGCACCAACAUUUUCGGAACCAAUACUGUGGUAGCGACGGAUCCUGAUGUGAUCUACGAGAUUUUUCGGCAAGAGAACAAGUCUUUCGUGUUUAGCCUUCCGGAUAAUUUUCUCAAGAUCUUUGGAAAAGAUAACAUGUUAAGUGAACAUGGGGACGCCCACAAGCAUGCGAAACAAAUCACUUUAAAUUUUCUUGGCUCUGAGGGAUUGAAGCAUAACAUGAUAAGAGACAUGGACAGAGUGACCCGCGAGGAACUUAGAUCAAAGGCUAGCCUGGGGAGCUUCGAUGUUAAGGAGGCCGUUACAAGCUUGAUAAUAACUCACUUGACCCCCAAGUUGAUAAGUAACCUUGGAUCAGAGACUCAAGCAAAUCUUAUAGAAAGUUUCAAGGCAUGCAAUCUUGAUUGGUUUGAGUCAUUCACUAGUCUUUCUACCUGGAGAUCGUUCUACAAAGCUUUUUCGGGACGCAAAGCGGCUAUGAAGGUGAUAAAUGAUGUUUUUAUAUCAAGGAAAGAAUCAGGAGAGAAUCAUGGAGACUUCCUCAGUACAAUGCUAGAAGAUGACCUUUUUAAUGACAAAGCCAUUAUGGACCAUAUCUUUGUUCUUCCGGUUGCCGGAUAUACGAUUCCAGCGGGUUGGAUGGUGGUGGUUGCAAGUUCAGUGAUUCAUUAUGAUCAUGCGAUAUAUGAAAACCCUUUUGAGUUUAAUCCAUGGAGAUGGGAGGGCAAAGAGCUGCUUAAUGGUUCUAAGACGUUCAUGGUGUUUGGAGGUGGAGUGAGAUCGUGUAUUGGUGCAGAGUUUGCAAGGCUUCAGAUUGCAAUAUUUAUUCACAAUCUUGUCACCAACUACGAUUUUUCGAUGGUCCAAGACUGCGAACUGAGGAUCGGAGCUAAGACAGGAGAUGAUUCUCACUUGCGCACCACCAACAACUACCUUGGAAGGCAGAUAUGGGAGUUUGAUACCCAUGCAGGCUCUCCAGAAGAACUCUUUGAGGUUGAGCAGGCUCGACAAAAUUUCUCCGACAAUAGGUCACAAUACAAAGCUAGUGCCGAUCUGUUGUGGCGUAUGCAGUUUCUAAGGGAGAAAAAGUUCGAACAAAAUAUUCCGCGGGUGAAAAUAGAGGAUGCCGAGAAAAUAACAUACGAAGAAGCAAAUACGGCAUUGAGAAGAGGUAUACAUUAUAUGGCAGCGUUGCAGUCUGAUGAUGGACAUUGGCCAGCUGAAAACUCUGGUUGCAUGUUCUUCAACGCUCCCUUUGUCAUAUGUUUGUAUAUCACUGGCCAUCUUGAUACAAUCUUCUCUCAAGAGCAUCGCAAAGAGAUGUUGCGUUAUAUGUACAACCAUCAGAACAACGAUGGUGGGUGGGGACUAGACGUCGAAAGCCAUAGUUCAAUGUUCUGCACGGUCAUCAACUACAUCUGCCUACGAAUUUUCGGAGUUGACCCCGAUCAUGAUGGUAAAAUAAGUGCUUGUGCAAGGGCUCGUAAAUGGAUCAUUGACCACGGUGGUGCUACCUAUACACCAUUGUUUGGAAAAGCUUGCCUUUCUGUUCUUGGAGUGUAUGAAUGGUCUGGUUGCAAACCCAUACCGCCAGAGUUCUGGUUAUUUCCUUCUUAUUUUCCCAUUAAUGGAGGCACUGUUUGGAUUUAUUUGCGUGAUACUUUCAUGGCACUGUCCUAUUUGUAUGGUAAAAAGUUUGUAGCUACUCCAACACCUCUCAUUCUACAGCUCCGAGAAGAGCUUUAUCCUCAGGCGUAUGGUGAAAUUAUUUGGAGUCAAGCUCGGAAUCGUUGUGCAAUGGAAGAUCUAUACCAUCCACAAACAUUUGUACAAGACUUGUUUUGGAAAAGUGUUCACAUGUUCUCCGAGAAUAUCUUAAAUCGAUGGCCUUUCAAGAAGCUCAUAAGAGAAAGAGCUAUCCGAAGGGCAAUGGAACUUAUCCAUUACUAUGACGAAGCCUCCCAAUACAUUACCGGUGGAGGUGUGCCAAAGGUGUUUCAUAUGCUUGCUUGUUGGGCUGAGGAUCCCGAGAGUGAUUAUUUUAAAAAACAUCUUGCUCGUGUCUCUGGUUACAUAUGGAUUUCGGAGGACGGCCUAAAAAUCCAGAGUUUUGGUAGCCAAAUAUGGGAUACAGCCUUGUUGCUACAAGUCAUGUUAGCUGCUGAUAUUGAUGAUGAGAUAAGAUCAACGCUCAUAAAAGGAUACUCUUUCUUGAGGAAAUCUCAGCUUGUAGAGAAUCCUCCUGGUGACUAUAUCAAAAUGUUCAGAGACAUAUCCAAAGGAGGAUGGGGUUUUUCGGACAAAGAUCAAGGAUGGCCAGCUUCAGAUUGUACUUCUGAGAGUUUAGAGUGCUGCCUGAUCUUUGAGAGCAUGCCGUCUAAUUUCAUUGGUGAGAAAAUGGACGUGGAGAGGCUUUAUGAUGCAGUCAAUAUGAUUCUCUAUUUGCAGAGCAAAAAUGGAGGUAUAGCGGUAUGGGAGGCAGCGAGUGGGAAAAAAUGGCUAGAGUGGCUUAGCCCCAUAGAGUUUAUGGAAGACACAAUACUCGAGCAUGAGUAUCUAGAAUGCACGGGGUCAGCGGUAGUAGUGUUGACUCGCUUCAUGAAACAGUUUCCAGGGCACAGAACAAAAGAAAUAGAAACAUUUAUAGCAAAGGCAAUAAAAUACAUAGAAAGUUUGCAAACGGCUGAUGGUUCUUGGUAUGGAAAUUGGGGAGUGUGCUUCAUCUAUGCGACAUUCUUUGCUGUCCGAGGUUUAGUGGCUGCGGGCAAGACUUACCAUAGCUCUGAGUCGAUCCGUAGAGCGGUUCAGUUCCUUCUUAAGAUACAAAAUAUUGAAGGCGGUUGGGGAGAAAGUUUUCUCUCUUGUCCCAACAAGAAAUAUAUUCCUUUGGAAGGGAACAAGACCAAUGUGGUAAAUACGGGACAAGCAAUGAUGGUUCUAAUAAUGAGUGGUCAGAUGGAGAGAGACCCGUUACCAGUUCAUCGUGCUGCGAAAGUUAUAAUUAAUUCGCAAAUGGAUAACGGUGAUUUUCCGCAACAGGUGUGAUUCUUGUUAUCCUAGUUUUGUUCAGGACAUCCAAUUUCAUGAUAAUAUAAUUGGUCAUUAAUA
Messenger RNA from Arabidopsis arenosa, 5986 nucleotides. The record is from the annotation of a GenBank genome assembly. NCBI's taxonomy places the organism in Eukaryota, Viridiplantae, Streptophyta, Magnoliopsida, Brassicales, Brassicaceae.